This is a messenger RNA of Crotalus tigris (Tiger rattlesnake), 1240 nucleotides long. It is a transcript of the gene PSMA1, whose product is annotated as proteasome 20S subunit alpha 1. The coding region runs from base 172 to 957 and encodes 261 amino acids. The record is from RefSeq and is a predicted model, not a curated record. Gene Ontology annotation, biological process: ubiquitin-dependent protein catabolic process. Lineage: Eukaryota; Metazoa; Chordata; Lepidosauria; Squamata; Viperidae. Gene Ontology annotation, cellular component: proteasome core complex, alpha-subunit complex; proteasome core complex; nucleus. The transcript has 10 exons.
GGGAGGCGGCUUAAGCGUGUUUGGGAUCGGGAAGCUCGGCAAUCGGCUGCUCUGCCUUGGCGGAAAAGGAAGGAAGCAUCCCGGUCUAAACCUAUCGCUUGCCGAGGUCGCCAUCGCUUUCUAUCAUCUUUUCUGGUCAAGCGCCGGCGCUGCUGUCCGAACGCUGCCGACAUGUUUCGCAAUCAGUAUGAUAAUGAUGUCACUGUAUGGAGUCCCCAGGGUCGAAUUCAUCAAAUAGAAUAUGCAAUGGAGGCUGUCAAACAAGGAUCUGCAACUGUGGGGCUAAAAUCAAAAUCCCAUGCUGUUUUAGUUGCCUUAAAGAGAGCACAAUCUGAACUGGCAGCUCAUCAGAAAAAAAUCUUGUAUGUUGACAACCAUAUUGGUAUUUCCAUUGCUGGACUUACUGCUGAUGCAAGACUCUUAUGCAAUUUCAUGCGUCAGGAGUGUUUGGAUUCCAGAUUUGUAUUUGACAGGCCUCUUCCAGUAUCUCGAUUAGUGUCUCUGAUUGGAAGCAAAACACAGAUACCAACGCAGCGUUAUGGCAGGAGACCAUAUGGUGUGGGACUUCUUAUUGCAGGGUACGAUGAUAUGGGACCCCAUAUCUUCCAGACUUGCCCUUCUGCAAAUUAUUUUGAUUGCAAAGCAAUGUCCAUUGGUGCACGAUCCCAAUCAGCUCGAACUUAUUUGGAACGACAUAUGACCGAGUUUGCUGACAGUAACCUGAAUGAAUUAGUAAAGCAUGGACUGCGUGCUCUGAGAGAGACACUUCCUGCUGAACAAGAUCUAACUAUUAAGAAUGUUUCUGUUGGGAUUGUUGGUAAAGAAAUGGAGUUUACAAUUUAUGAUGAUGAUGAUGUAGCACCAUUCCUGGAAGGUCUGGAAGAAAGACCACAGAGAAAGCCUGCUCAGCCUGCUGAAGAUACAGCAGAAAAGCCCGAGGAACCAAUGGAGCACUAAAUGCACUGCAUAAUGUAUGCGUUACUUCAGAGGAAAUAAUGCGAGGAGCAUUAUUUGUAUUGUGGUAACAUUAAAAUUCAAGGCAAAAUGUAGUGAUAAAACACCAGUGUUUAAAAGAAUUACAAAAAAAAACCCCACCUUAUGUUGACAGAAAAAAAUAACUGACUUCUAUUAAGAAAUGAUGUCAUUUUCUAGAAAAGACUGAAAUACUGUUUUAUAUGAAAAAGCAUGUUGCUUUUAUGUUGUAAAAACAUCUCUGAAAUAAAUUUUCUUUUAUGAAAAA